CUUGGCCAUGAGUUUCGUUGGAGCGGUAGUCGUGAGAAGCUAAAGCUCGUAGUUUUCAAAAUGUCCGCAUGCCCAGAGAACCCCCAUCAGCCUCUGAUUUGCUGCCAGAGCUGCACGGGGUUGUAUAGAGGAAAUUCUUUUCAGUCGUACUGCCCCCAGUCGUAUUGCCCCCAAUGUUACUCUAGAUCUUUUUGCCAGCAUCCGGUCCACUCUCCGGAGGAGUUUGCCCAAUUCUCGGACAUUGGUAUUCCAUGCUUUCUGUGCAAGCAGUCGGAUUGUACACCCAAGCUGGAUUGCUGUGACCAAUACUUUGAUGAAUGUGGAGGAAAAAAUACAACUAAAACGGCGACUGGGGAUAAAAAUAGGCAGACUGGUAAGCCGGGUACUGGAGCAAAGAAAAGAGCGAAAAAACAGAAGACUGAUGACGAAAAUAAACAGACUGGUAGAGCAGAUAAUGGAGCAAACGGAUCGGGCAGACAGAUUACUAAGGACGGAAGUGAACAGAAUGGUAAGACGGAUCUUGGAGUAAACAGAUCGGCAAGACAGUCUACUGGGGAAAGAUAUGGACAGAAUGCUAAGAGGAGUAUUGGAACAAACAGAAAGGGCACACUGCCGACUGGGGACGGAAAUAUGCAAAAUGGUAGGCUUGAUAAUGGACCAAACAGAAAGGGUAGAGAACCGGAGGGUGACGGCAAUAAAAAGUCUAGUAAACCGGGUAUUGGCGCAAACAAAAUGGGUACACAGGGUAAUGAACCAAAGAGGACAGAUAAAAAGAAAACGGGGGACAAAAAUGGACCGUCUAAUGGCGCUAAUGGUCCGACUGGACAACCUCCGGCUCCUUGGCCGCCUCAAGAAGGAUUCUCUGUGCAUGGAAUGGCUCCUGGAACGCAGGGUAUGCAGGGAAUGGCUGCUGGAACUCAGGAUAUGCAGAGAAUGGCUCCUGGAACUCAGGGUAUGCAGGGAAUGGCUCCUGGAUCGCAGGGUAUGCAGGGAAUGGCUCCUGGAUCGCUGGGUAUGCAAGGAAUGGCUCCUGGAACUCAGGGUAUUCAGGGAAUGGCUGCUGGAACUCAGGAUAUGCAGCGAAUGGCUCCUGGAACUCAGGGUAUGCAGGGAAUGGCUCCUAGAUCGCAGGGUAUGCAGGGAAUGGCUCCUGGAACUCAGGCAAUGCAGGGAAUGGCUCCUGGAACGCAGGGUAUGCAGGGAAUGGCUCCUGUCAGUCAGUUUGGUGCUUACGGUGAACAAAGGAGUUUGCCUACUCCGGGUGCACAAGUUGCACUGACUGUGAACGAAAAUGGAAGGACUGGAAUGUUUGCUAAUGGCGCUAAUGGUCUGAUGGGACAACCUCCGGCUCCCUGGCCGCCUCAACAAGGAUUCCCUGUGCAUGGAAUGGCUCCUGGAACUCAAGGCAUGCAUGCAAUAGGUCCUGGAAUUCAGGGCAUGCAGGGAAUGGCUCCUGGAUCGCAGGGUAUGCAAGGAAUGGCUCCUGGAACUCAGGGUAUUCAGGGAAUGGCUGCUGGAACUCAGGAUAUGCAGGGAAUGGCUCCUGGAUCGCAGGGUAUGCAGGGAAUGGCUCCUGUCAGUCAGUUUGGUGUUUACGGUGAACAAGGAGGUUUACCUACUCCGGGUGCACAAGUUGCAGUGACUGGGAACGAAAAUGGACCGACUGGAAUAUUUGCUAAUGGCUCUAAUGGUCCGACGGGACAACCUCCGGCUGCCUGGCCGCCUCAAGAAGGAUUCUCUUUGCAUGGAAUGCCUCCUGGAACUCAGGGUAUGCAUGGAAUAGCUCCUGGAACUCAGGGCAUACAGGGAAUGGCUCCUGGGUCACAAGGUAUGCACGGAAUGGCUCCUGGAACGCACGGAAUACAGGGAAUGGCUCCCGGCAGUCAGUUUCGUGUUUACGGUGAACAAGAAGUUUUGCCCACUCCGCGUGCACAAGUUGCCAUGCCUGGAUAUAUAACAAAGCAAAUACCAAGGUACAAGGAUCCAGGAUCCAUGGCAAUCGGUUAUCCACCUCAAGUAUAUCAAGCUCCAGGAGGUGGUCGACAAGAUCUGCUAGGAUAUGGUCAACAAGCUGUGCAGGCAAAUGAGACUUACGGAGAAGGAGAGACUCAAUCAGCUCAAUCGAGGAAGUCGCAGGAGAAGACCGGAGAAAUCUGUGAUCAGUCCAAUCCCAGCAGAGAUGCUAUUCAUCGAGUCCUUCAGUCGCUGCAAUUGUCAUUUCCCGAGAAUGGUCUGCAGAAUUGUUGUCUCUUUCUGCCUGUCAAUCUCGACAUUGCCAACCGGAUAGAUGAGGGCGAUUCCAAGAAGGAAAAGGAAUCGUCACUAAAACGCAAACUUGGCAAACGCGAUGCAGAUAGUAAGAAGGCUACAUCUGGUGCUGCUUUACCCACUCCCAUAUCGAACGAAUCAAUGCCAGCUUCGGCGAAUACCGCAAACGGUUCCAGUGACUGCAGUCCUGUUGUAUUGCCGGAGCAAUCGAUGCCAUCCUACUGCUGGAAUAACAGUUUCUUCAUUCAAGCCGACGAAUGCACGCAGACGGGAUCAUCCAAGCCCAGAAAGAACCCAAAAGAAUUUCCGCCUGCAGUUCAGUGCGAACCUGCACCAAAAGAAGCCCCCAUUUCGAGUGGUUUCAACACCUGCUGCAAUGCCUACUGCGAUUCCUGCUAUUGGCCCUUUUACUACUACUACGACCCAUACAUUGGCUGCUACUGUUGGUACCCCAGCCCCAACUACUGCAAUGGCUGCCAGAACUGCUGUCCGCUUAAUCCGCUGGAGAAGAUAAGCGAGAAACAACAGCACAAGGAGGCAGCCCCAGUGCCCGCAGCAGCAGCGCCCAAAAAAAAGAAGAAAAUUGUAAGGAAAAAGGGCGGUGGGCCAGAGCAGAUGAGCUGUAACCUAGGAGGCACCAUCUCCAAAUGCCAAACUGCAGCGGUCCCCAGGGAUAUGAGGCAGGCUAUUAUCCCACGGCCUUACCCUGUGGUUGCUCCGCUUAUGGGCAGAUUGGAUUGGCCGACAGAAUUCCUUGAUCCAAGUGUCGGGUAGCUACUCAAACCACAAAUCCUGCAAGGACGCCACAUUGUAUGUGCACGACUCGGACGACACGUUCUGCUCUAUGUCUCCAAAUUUAACGUAGAAUACACUUUUUACCAUUUCGAAGAACAAGUCUAUGAAAGAAUAAUAAAUAAAAAGAUAGAUCUGAU
Messenger RNA from Drosophila persimilis, 3200 nucleotides. RefSeq lists its product as uncharacterized. The transcript is spliced from 4 exons. Bases 61 to 3042 code for a protein of 993 amino acids. The record is from RefSeq and is a predicted model, not a curated record. Lineage: Eukaryota; Metazoa; Arthropoda; Insecta; Diptera; Drosophilidae.